GACCUCGACUAUGCUCUCGUCCUCUCCGCGUGCUCAUCUCGCUCCCCUCCCUCCAAGUAGUGCCCCUGAUGGUUUUGAGACUCGAUCUAUCAACGAAAAUCGCUCUAGAAGUGGUACACCACGUCGUCCAACCACAGAUGCUUUGGCUUUAGGUGAUGAGGAGACGGAUAGCCGACAGGAACAGGAAGCGGCUCGGAGGAGGAGGAAGAUCGCGAGAGGUCAGCAAAAUACUGAUAUUCCAUUUGUCAGAGAUAAUAUUGGCGAAACUCUUACCGAGACGUUUGAGCAAUUCCUCAGAACUUUUACUGAGGACGUUGCUCUUGCUCAAACGCCGCGAUCAGACGGUGGUAUUCCAGAUGUUCCCGAAGGAGAGCUCUAUUAUAUCCAGCAAAUUCACGAGAUGCGUGAAAACGAGUUCUGUACACUAUAUGUGGAUUACGGUCACAUCCUUGCGAAGGACGACGAACUCGCCACCGCGAUUCAAAGCCAGUACUAUCGUUUCAUGCCAUACCUCUGUCGGGCUGUUCAUAACCUCGUAGCCGAGUUUGAGCCAGAAUACCUAAAGAUCAAUCCCACGGCAGCUAGGACAGAUUCAACCAAUCUUCAGUCGCGGGAGUUUUACGUCGCUUUCUAUCAUCUUCCGCUAAUUCAUGGGAUAAGGGACCUCCGAACCGAUCAUAUUGGCACUCUCAUGAGUAUUAGUGGCACUGUAACUCGUACAAGCGAAGUUCGUCCUGAACUUCUCUUUGGCACUUUCAUCUGCCAAGUCUGCGGAGGGAUCAUCAAUGACGUCGAGCAACAAUUUAAAUACACCGAGCCCUCCCUAUGCCCAAACCCAAAAUGUGGAAACCGUGCAGCAUGGGAUCUACAAAUCGAUUCUUCUAAAUUCUCAGACUGGCAGAAAGUAAGGAUUCAGGAGAACCCAUCCGAAAUUCCUACCGGCUCUAUGCCUCGCUCCUUGGAUGUAAUACUACGAUCAGAACUUGUGGAACGAGCGAAAGCCGGCGACAAGUUCGUCUUCACUGGUACAUUUAUUGUUGUACCUGAUGUGAGCCAACUUGGACUUCCGGGUGGACAAAAGGCUGAAGUACAACGACAAGCGAAUCGCGCUGCCCCUGAUGGUACUACUGGUGGAAUUGCCGGUGGAGUGACAGGAUUAAAAUCUCUUGGUGUUCGAGAUCUACAGUAUAAGACGGCUUUCUUGGCGUGUAUGGCGCAUGAUGCGGAUGCGAGGUCCGGAAACAACAUUCGAGGGGAGCAGGAUGGUGGAGAAAGUGGCCAACAGGACUUUGUCCAGUCACUUACAGAGCCGGAGUAUGAAGAGCUGUCAGCCAUGAUCAACACUGAGGACAUUGUUUCUCGACUUGUCGAGAGCGUUGCACCUACUGUUUAUGGUCAUGAAAUAGUCAAGAAAGGUUUACUCCUGCAACUUCUGGGAGGUGUACACAAAGAGACCGCAGAAGGGAUGCAUCUUCGAGGAGAUAUCAAUAUCUGCAUUGUGGGAGACCCGUCUACCUCAAAAUCUCAAUUUCUGAAGUAUAUCUGUGGCUUUCUCCCUCGCGCGGUCUACACUUCUGGGAAAGCGUCGUCUGCCGCCGGUCUAACGGCUGCUGUAGUUAAGGACGAGGAAACGGGUGAUUUUACUAUCGAAGCCGGAGCUCUGAUGCUAGCAGACAAUGGCAUCUGUGCUAUUGAUGAGUUCGACAAAAUGGACAUCGCUGACCAAGUCGCUAUUCACGAAGCAAUGGAACAGCAAACUAUCUCCAUUGCGAAGGCCGGAAUUCAUGCUACACUCAACGCCAGGACCUCGAUCCUUGCUGCGGCCAACCCAAUUGGAGGACGAUAUGACAGAAAGAAAUCGCUGAGGGCCAACGUACAAAUGACCGCCCCCAUCAUGAGCCGCUUCGACCUUUUCUUUGUUGUCCUUGACGAUUGCGACGAGAAGACGGACGAAAAUAUCGCUCGACAUAUUGUUGACGUGCACAGAUAUCAGGACGACGCCAUCAACCCUGUAUACAGCACGGAGUCACUGCAGAGAUACAUCCGAUAUGCGCGUACAUUCAAUCCAAAGUUAACGCCAGAAGCUGCUGAUGUUUUAGUCGAGAAGUAUCGCAUACUCCGUCAAGAUGAUGCCGUCGGUGCGGGACGGAAUUCUUAUCGUAUCACGGUUCGGCAACUGGAGAGUAUGGUUCGAUUGAGUGAGGCUAUUGCAAGAGCUCACUGUAGCCAUGAGAUACAGCCCACCUAUGUCCGCGAGGCUUAUUCUCUACUGCGGCAAUCGAUCAUUCACGUAGAACAAGAUGAUAUUGACUUCGAUCAAGAAGAGCUACGGGGAGAACGUAGUGAGGUACCUCAGAAGGCAGAAGAUGCAGACGAUGAAUCUCAGGACGUGGAAAUGUCGGCUGUAGACAUGGACACGACGGACCAGAUAGACGGGGGAUCGAGAACGGUAACGCACACGGAUGGCGCAACCGUGGCUUCAUCUUCUUCUCAAGUCCUUCGAGUUCCCGAACCUGCAACACCUGCUGCUGGGACAAAGAAACGAAUGGUGAUAACGCAUGACAAAUUCAUGACCUUAAGGAGUCUUAUUGUCUACCAUCUGUCGGAAGUCGAACGUGAAACCAAGCAGGGACUUGAUAGAGACGAGCUCAUCGAUUGGUAUUUGGAAGAGAAGGAGGGAGAGAUGCAGGACAUUGAAGAUUUGGAAUAUGAAAAAGAACUCGUAACGAAAGUGCUCAGGAAAUUGGUUAAGGAUAACUACCUCCUUGAAGUGAGGGGAGAUGUACAAGACUCUUUACCGUCAAUAGACGAAUCUUCGCAAAAUGCACAGACAUCGUCGACCGCAGCAGAAGGAGAGAACAUGAAGGUUUACUACAUGGUCCACCCCUCCGUGGAUACUGAAGAAUCAUCUUCAUUUGCUUAACCUCAAUCUACCCCUUACUCUCUCAUUUUAAUCUGGUUCAUGUAUCCUAAACUGUAGAAUAAUUGUUGUAUCUGUAUCUUGGUUGUUUCAUUCUUGUCUGUCAGAAACAGGAGCCAUAUUGGGUAGCAUGUCCGAUCCGUUGACCC
Marasmius oreades (fairy-ring Marasmius) is the source of this 3069-nucleotide messenger RNA. RefSeq lists its product as uncharacterized. Bases 11 to 2923 code for a protein of 970 amino acids. Gene Ontology annotation, molecular function: single-stranded 3'-5' DNA helicase activity; single-stranded DNA binding; ATP binding. Gene Ontology annotation, biological process: double-strand break repair via break-induced replication; mitotic DNA replication; DNA replication initiation. The transcript is spliced from 8 exons. Lineage: Eukaryota; Fungi; Basidiomycota; Agaricomycetes; Agaricales; Marasmiaceae. The record is from RefSeq and is a predicted model, not a curated record. Gene Ontology annotation, cellular component: nucleus; MCM complex.